This is a messenger RNA of Coturnix japonica (Japanese quail), 2571 nucleotides long. RefSeq names its product arginine and serine rich coiled-coil 1 (gene RSRC1). Gene Ontology annotation, biological process: alternative mRNA splicing, via spliceosome. The record is from RefSeq and is a predicted model, not a curated record. Gene Ontology annotation, cellular component: cytoplasm; nucleus. Lineage: Eukaryota; Metazoa; Chordata; Aves; Galliformes; Phasianidae.
UCUCUCUACAUCUCUGCCUGCCGUCAUCGAUGCUCUCGGCUCUCGCUCUCCGUUGCCUACUCGCCUCCCUCCGGGAAGCCUCCGCUCUCAAAGCCGCGGCCCUGAGGCCUCAAUUCGGUUGUUGGAGGGUGAGUUUAAAAAUGGGCCGUCGCUCCUCGGACACAGAAGAGGAGAACAGAAGCAGAAGGAAGAAGAAGCACCGCAGGCGUUCGUCCUCAAGCAGCUCCUCAGACAGCAGGACGUACAGCCGGAAAAAGUCUGGGAGGAAAUCAAGGUCAAGGUCACGCUCUCGAGAUGUCCAGUCACGUUCACAUUCAUAUGAGAAAAGGCGCAGGCACAGAUCGAGCAGUAGUUCUUCAUACGGCUCUAGAAGAAAACGCAGUCGCAGCCGAUCAAGGGGCAGAGGAAAAUCCUACAGGUCUCAACGAUCGAGGUCAAAAAGUAGAACGAGGAGAUCGCGCUCAAGACCUCGACAACGUUCUUACAGUCGGAGUAGUGAAGGAUCCAGUCACAGGAGGACUCAUAGUGGGUCUCGUGAAAGAGAGCGGCGUAAAGGCAGAGAGAAAGAAAAAGGCAAAGAGAAAGGGAAAGGCAAAGAGAAGGAGAUCUGUGGCACGAAGCUGGGGGAUGCUGGAAACAUCAAAGCUGGAUUAGAACAUCUGACUCCUGCCGAGCAGGCCAAGGCUCGAUUGCAGCUGGUGCUGGAGGCUGCAGCUAAAGCAGAUGAAGCCCUAAAGGCUAAAGAGAGAAGUGAAGAAGAGGCAAAGAAAAGGAAGGAGGAAGACCAAACCACCCUGGUAGAGCAAGUGAAACGAGUGAAAGAAAUUGAAGCUAUUGAAAGUGACUCCUUUGUUCCACAGACAUUCAGAUCAAGUAAAGAAGUCAAAAAGACAGUAGAACCUCCCGAACUAAAAUACGAACCCAUAACUAUAGGAGCAGGAUCUGUUGAAGCAUCUGCCUCUGAAAAAGAAACACUGCCUGCCAAUAUUCCUACUGCCAUCAAAUACCAGGACGAUAAUUCCUUAGCACAUCCAAACCUGUUCACUGAGAAGGCAGAAGCAGAAGAGAAGUGGUUCCAGAGGCUGAUUGCUCUGCGGCAGGAAAGGCUGAUGGGCAGUCCAGUGGCCUAAGCAAAGUGAUGCAACCAUCGUGUAUGAGUUCUCUGUGAGCACUAUGAAAUCCUACCAUUAAAUUGUUUAAUUUUUCUCUUUUGAGAGGAUUUUAAUAGUCAGGAGGAGUUGUACAGAGAAUAAAUAUUUCAUCUGAAUACACAAGAAUGUUCCAUUCUGCGUUUUUUCCCAGUUCAUCACUGUGUUACUUGGGUUGCUGAGAAGGGAAGGCUAUCCUAGACAUACAACUUCCAGAUCCCCCCAAAAUAUAUAACCAUGUAACAGAUUAAAGAGAAAUGAAAAAAAAUAAGGCUGUCAAAAAAAGUUCAGAUUUACCAAUGCUCAGACAGCUGGAGUACAAAUGAUGCCACCCUGGGCCGUCAGAUCUUUUGCAGCUGAAGAAGGAUCCAGGGCAAAUUAUACUGCUGUUAUCUUUUCUUCCUUCCACUGUGGGCAGUCUCGUUGCCAAGGGGCCACCUGAACUGACGCGCUCUGCCCCUCACCUGCCUCACUUUUGGUGGUCUUAAGUGGGAAGAAAUGCUCUUUCAAAUUUUCCUCAUUGUCCACCCACUGCUGUCAGCAUCCUGGGCUUUAUUUAGGGAAAAACCAUGUUGCUCUUUUAAAUAAACCUGUUACGUUUCCAGCAGUUUUCAAUAGCUGUGUUUCCUAUGCAAUUUUAAGCAUAUUAAAAUGAUUGAUAAGCAGUAAGAAACAGUUUUCUCUGCAUUCUUAAUGGAAAAUAAUAUAAAGAUUGUGUCUAUUGAUGCAGACCUUUGUCAAAAAGAAUAACAACAUGCCUAUUUCUGUGCUGAGAGGCUGCUCUCAGUGUCUGAAGUUUCCAUUUGUCCAGGCCUGUCUUUAAAAUAAUGAAAGAUUAGUCAAAUUCGGCCAUGGCAGAAUUCUCCCUAAAAUAUAUUUACAAAUAAAAAAGUCUGCCCAUCAUCCAACUAAAUACGAGAGAGAAACAAAACACAGGCGUGUUUAUUUUGAGGUGUCUAGCAGAUCUGUGGAAAAACUAUGAUAUUGAUAGGAAACUCAAAUAAACCUGCAACUUCUGGACAUAAAUAUCUUAUGGGGAAUGACCUACAUCCGCUCUCCUUUGUGAAUGAAGAAAUUCAGAAGGUUUGUGUGUUUGUUUGCUUUUCCUUAAGUUUGUUGUUGCUAAUUGAGGGAAGAAGAUUCUGGAAGUGCACUUUGGCCGUCUGAGUUUUGUUUGGAUCAUUGAUGUAAUGGGAAAAUAUAUGAAAUUAGCAUUUGACACAUUGUCAGUUUGUCAUUAUGAGCAGUGUGGGUUUCACGUGAUCCCACAUUAAAAGUGCCGACUGUCUGCAAGAAACACUGGAAAAAAACCUUUUCCCUUGUUUCAUUUCAGCAUUUUCAAGUAGCAAAUAUUCGUUAUUGUCCUUUUUCCUAAUCACCUCCUGUGUGUCUUUUAUAGUAAAUAAACUUUGAUUGAUCUCCA